UUAUUCAUAUAUGUUAAUGAAGAGGGUUCUAAUAUUUAGGACAUAGAAACAUUACUUAAAAUUCAGGUUGACAUUAUUGAUAUCAUAGGUUUGACGUAUCCUAGGAGACUGUAACAGACUUCAUAGUAUUGAAUAUAAUAUAUGAGGGAAAAGUGUUUGGGGUUUUUAUCUGUCAUAUUUGCAUAUUUUAUUACAAUAUAUUACAAAUCAUUGAAGAAUAAUAUUCUUAAGCUAUAAAAUAAAUCCACUUCGAUCAGAACAGUUGGAACAGUGUCUAACAGAAUAGAAUUUAUCUCAUUAAUAACAAGUUAUAUUAUACAUUCUAGGAAGAACAUAUAAUUGAAUAUAAUUGAUUUUUAUAACAAAAUAUAAAGAGAGAGAAAUAACAAUUUUAGCAAAUCAAUUACCAAAGACUUACAAUUUCUUUGAUAUAUUCUUGAUAUCUGUGAUAUAUUUUUAAACGCAAAAAAAUAUGGCACCAACAAUACCCAAAAAGGUACCUUCCAAAGUAGAGAUAAGUAAAGAGCACUUAACCUUAUCUAAGACUUAUAUAUCACGACAAGAUUUGGGAGCUGGUGAUAUAGACUGGAUGCGGGGAAAGGUUCUGCUAAGACCAGAUGAUCAACUGCAGUUAACGGAAGCGGAAUUACAAGAGGAAUUCGCCAGAGUGCUAACUAUACACAACACCAGAGUACCAGACUCCUUAGUUGAAUGGUCAUGGAAAUUACGCGAAUUUGUCAGAUUACCUCCUCCACCACAUUUAGUGACUCUUUUGAAUAUAACCGGUACUAUAUUACACAAAGAUUCUGAAGAAGCUAAGGUGCAAUUAGCAGGAGGAAUGAUUGCCGACGAUCAGGAAGAGGAAGCAGAUGAAAAAUUGAAAUAUGAUAAAAUAGAAGAGGAAAUGGAAUAUGAAGAAGAAGAAGAAGAAGAAAAAGUAGAUGAAAUAGAUAAAACGGUGGAAGCGCUGGCUGAAGUUGAACGUGAACACGAAUUAGAAGCCGAGCCAGAAGAAGAAGAAAUAGAAAAGGCAAAGCCCAAAAAAAUACCUAAUCAAUUCAACUUUUGCGAGAGGGCAGCAUUGACAUAUGAUAAUCCUAUGAGGGAUAUGAGUACACAAACUAUACCUCCGCCUACCGCAACUUUCAAUGCCAAUGUCUUUCAAUGGACUAUUUUUGAUGAAUAUCAGGAAGAUUAUGCUCAACAACAACGUGAAAAAGAAAAGGAAAAGAGAGCACCUUUGGCACCAUUAAAGAAGGAGGAUGUGAAGAAGAAAGCUCAAAUGGAAUCUUCAGCAAUGACAAGUAGAAUGUUACAAGCUGCAAAAACAUUGGAGCGAAUGGUGAACCAGAAUAUUUUUGACGAUAUAUCACAAGAUUAUAGAUAUUGGGACGAUCCGAGCGAUGAAUUCAAGGUCGGCGAAGGCUCCUUGUUACCUCUGUGGAAAUUUUCUUACGAAAAGACUAAAAAACAUGACAUUACGGAUAUGUGCUUCAACAGUAGAUAUUAUGAUCUUUUUGCUGUUGCCUUUGGGACAUUAUCAUUUAACAGUCAAAUAACAAACGGUACGGUGUGUUUAUUCAGCUUGAAAAAUCCAUCGUAUCCAGAGUGGAUUUGUCCGACAGAAUCUCCCGUAAUGUGUCUAGACUUUAAUGCCCAACAUCCUCAUCUUUUAGUUAUCGGUACAAUGGACGGGGCAGUAGCAGUUUAUAAUGUAAUGUUACCACCAUCCUCACCGCAAUAUAAAAGCAACGACGUUGUACAGAAACAUGGAGGGUUAGUAUGGGAGAUUCGUUGGGCACCUGAUACAGAGGAGGGAAAUCUAGCGUUCUUCAGCGUCAGUAUUGACGGCAAAAUAAAUCACUGGGUAUUAAACCAGAACGAUCUCGGUCUUACUACCGUUAUGACGUUAUUCCUGGACCGACCACCUAUAUUAGGACCAGAUGGCACGAUGAUUACAUUGAAAGGAUGCGGAACAUGCAUUGCAUUUCAUCCCGCCGAUCAGAAUGUCUUCCUGGUGGGCACAGAGGAAGGUAGUAUGUACAAAUGCAACACAGCGUACAGUAGUAUCUAUAUGAGGACAUAUCACGAAGCGCACACUAUGCCAGUAUAUCGGAUAGUCUUCAACAAGUUCAAUUCCAGCAUUUUCGCCAGCUGUUCAGGCGACUGGCGAAUCAAGAUCUGGGAAGAUGAAAGACCAGAACCUUUGUUCAUGUUUGAUUUGGGUGUUCCAAUCGGAGAUGUUCAAUGGGCACCGUAUAGCUCCACAGUAUUGGCUUGUGUAUCAAACGAUGGCAAGGUUACGGUGUUUGAUUUGAAUGUUAACAAGUACAGACCAAUUUGCAAUCAACAGAUUGUCAGUAAACGAAAGAACAAAUUGACCCGGUUAGCUUUCAAUAACGCAUUGCCGUUUAUAAUAGUCGGCGAUGAUAAAGGUACUGUAAAUACAUUGAAACUAUCUCCAAAUUUACGGAUAAAAGUGAAACCAACGAAGAAACAAUUGCACUUAUCACAAACAGAAUUAGAAUCUAUGAAAUUAGAAAAGCUGCUCAGCUUUGUGCGAGAACCUCCGGUACUGACACCACCUAAGGAUGUGAGAACAGUUACUUAAAACUGAUCGAAU
This is a messenger RNA of Pogonomyrmex barbatus (red harvester ant), 2623 nucleotides long. RefSeq names its product dynein intermediate chain 2, ciliary. Gene Ontology annotation, biological process: cilium movement; outer dynein arm assembly. Gene Ontology annotation, cellular component: outer dynein arm. The record is from RefSeq and is a predicted model, not a curated record. Gene Ontology annotation, molecular function: dynein heavy chain binding; dynein light chain binding. NCBI's taxonomy places the organism in Eukaryota, Metazoa, Arthropoda, Insecta, Hymenoptera, Formicidae.